Molecule: messenger RNA, 6393 nt
Organism: Lymnaea stagnalis (great pond snail)
Lineage: Eukaryota; Metazoa; Mollusca; Gastropoda; Lymnaeidae
Source: the annotation of a GenBank genome assembly
CACUGCAGCGGAUUCUUUCUUUUUCCUGACACGCCAUCCCAGAAUUUCGCCAUCGACGUGCCAUUCUGCACGAUGCUUCUGUCCAAACGACACGUGACCUACGUGGCCUUGACCUUUCCUGCCUUAGUUUACCUCUUCCUCAUGUUUUCCGCCAUCGGCCAGGUCUGCUUCAAGCCGGGCGCAGACCUCCCUGAGCUUAAGGCGGACUAUCUGCCCUUGAUCAGAGCCGGUCGCACGGGAGGGGAGAGAAAUGGCGCAUUUCUGCCGGACUCGGUGGAUUUCAGAAGACUUCUUCACGCGGGGGAUGCGAAACUCAUAUCUCACGCGCCGGCCUCUCGACUUCCGGCGACGCAGAGAAAAAAUGAAAAUUCUAAAUAUAGAGACAACGGAGGCGCCAGACCAGCAUUAAUGUUUAAUUGCACGUCAAUAUCGCGGAUGAAGAUUCGCAACAAGAUCGGCCACGGGGUAUCGAAGCAAGCUUUCGUGGCCGAUUACGCGGGCGUGCAGGUCGCCAUCAAAAUGGUCACGCGGCACAUCCACGAGCUCCGCACGUGUCUAGAAAACCUCAGACGCAUCAAAAUCGCCCAAGCUGCUUUCUCGAACGGCGGGAGAUCUGACCACGGGCAGAAGUCGUCGCGUCGCGUCAGAAGAGAUGGCAACGGUUUUCUGCCGCUGGAGAUUUUGAAAUCGUCCUUGGACCCAGACGGCGGCGCCAGCACGAUUCUUCCAUUGAUCGGAAGCAACCGUACUUUAGGACACGCUCCCCCCGGCAGGCAGUCUGUCGGUUCCACGGCAGACGUCACGGCGGAGGAGCGCCAGCGGUGUUACACGUUCCCCACAGCCCGCCUCAUGAAGGAGAUCCUCCUCUCCGAGCAGCUGCGUCACCACAAUCUCGUCUCGCUGCUAGGAUACUGCGUCAGGAGCGAGGAGUCCGACUCCACGGACAUCUCGGAGCACGGCGUCAUCAGCGUCUAUGAACUCGGGGCGCGGUUUGUGCUGGACAAUUUACAGGUAGGCCGUGUGGAUGAUCUUGACUUGACCCACUACUGCCAUUGUUUACAGUACCAAAAAAACGCCCGCCAGGGUGAACUUAAGAAUAAACGAAACACAGUUAAGGGCCCUUGACACCACUUGGGAUGAAUGUCAUGUUCUCCUUCACUUGCUAAAUCUUUUUUCUCCAUCCCCCUCCUUGUUACAACUAAAUCGAAUAGGACUGCUCUUGCUGUCCUCUCGAAUACGACAUAUCAGCUAAAUAUUCAUAUUGUUAAAAACAAUAUUUCUGUUACUCUUUGUUUGUACUCUUCGCCAAAGAAGGCGUCUUGCCGAUACGUUCUAUUUUUUCCAGUUUAAUCCCUACCUUUUUUCACAUAUUUACUGUUUAAUUGUAAUGACAGGAUGUAACUAUUGGGGGGAAUUUUAACUUUCAAAAGGAUAGCUAAUUAAUUUCCCAAAAGCGAAUCAAAAGGAAAAAACAACUCAUGAUUGUGUUAAAAAUAGAUUUACUGUAUGACACUAAAUUGGAAAUUUAGAUUACGUUCUUCCAUUCAUUGGAAAUCAAAUGAUUUCAUAAGCACGUGUCAAUGUUUUAAACCGUUUACAACGAAAAACAAAAAGUAAUAACUUAUUAAAGGCAGAGACAAAAUUCAAAAUUAUAAACCUUAAGUAUUCGUUUAAAUUGGAUAUUAGUUCCCUCUGUAAAAAAAAAAAAAAAGAAAGAAAUUAACUUAGAAUAGUAAACCGUAUUUCUUGAUGUGAAAAUCUAAUUGAAAACUAAACGUUCUUCCUUCACGAUCACCAGUAGGCCUGUAUAGAGGCAGAGGCUCGACACGAUUGUCUUUGUUCUUACAAAAAAAAAACAAAAAAAACAACAACAAAAACAAAUGAGCAAACCAGGAAAUCACUUGAAUUUGUACACUUGUCCAUUAAGUUCAUGAGCGUACCUAAGCCUUGUGAUAAGUCACUCGGAUAUUGUAACGAUCAUAUGGAGUGAUGAUGUUACUUGUGAUAUUUACUCACAUUUACAGACGUCCAUGAUUAUCUAAACAAGUACGAGAGAACUCCUUGAAUUUGCAUCACAACAUUUAUUUACUAAAUGACGUACACAGGAUGAAAUAAUAUCUCUGUAAACCAGAGCAAAAAUGAAUUGUCAACAACUUCUUCCACUUCACAUUUGUUGAAUUAACACUAAGAUUCUGUUUGCUAUUUAAGUAAUCGCAGCAAAUGAUUAUACAAUGAAAACACUCAACUUUUACUCAUCCUGCCAUUCCUCUGUGUGUCCCAUAACUCUCCUCUUCACUUCUUGUUUCUUCUACUUAACAAAACAAGACAUUCUUCCGAAACAAAAUUAAUAUCUAAAUAUUUGAUCUGUGACAGAGAUCGUUACCUAGUUUAUUGCCAUCACCUGAACGAUUGGCCUGCCAGUUGGUUGUAUUUUUCAAAAGAUAAAGUUUUUUUUUUGUUUUCUUUUCUUGUUGUGUGUGUGUGGCCGGGACAAUAUGUUAUAAACAUGUUUUCAAAAUUACUGUACAGCUUUUCCAAUGCUUUUUUUUUCCAGGAAAAGGCACAUUUCCCUACAAAGAAAACUUGACAUAAAUAAAUAUAGUUUGACAUCAAAGGAAAUCGCCACUUGAAUUCUGGGAUCAGCCUAUGUUGAGACAAAAGAAAAUAAACUUUUGUGUGCAUCUUCUGUCAAACACUUAAUCUCACAAGAGAAUUAAUUAAAAACGACUUUGUCGUUAUAUUUUAAAACUUUUAGAACUUAUCCAACGUCACGAAAGGGAGUUUAAUAAAAACAAACAAAAAAACAAAUUUAAAGCAAUAGCAUAGUUGAUAAGUUGAUACAUUAAUUAAAUAAAUAAAUAUAUAUAUAAAGAAAUAGAAUAGUUGAUAAGUUGAUACAUUAAUUAAAUAAAUAAAUAUAUAUAUAUAUAUAAUAUAUAUAUAUAUAUAUAUAUAUAUAUAUAUAUAUAUAUAUAUAUUAAUUGCUUCUCAUCAGAUUCUUCCGUGGCAAGCACGACUCCAACAUGCCAUAGAAAUGGCCGACCUGCUCGACUAUCUCGAGCAUUCGCCUCUAGGGUCUCUGAUAGUGCCGGACUUCAAGGAGGGCCACCUGGUGAUGGUCAACGGGAGCCUCAAGCUCAUCGACCUCGACGACGUGAACAGCCUUGAACCCGAGUGUGACCCCCAAGACAGCCGGCAGGGUCAGUGCCCGUACAGUCUGAGGUAAGAAUCGCCGGGAAAGUAAUCACAAGAGAAAUAAGCCGAAUUUAAUUUUUGUUAAAACAUAAUCUCCUCGCACCUGCACGUAGUUAGUUCAGAGGGUCGUUUCGUUCAACCCAUAGUUUAUUUAUGCGCCGAAGGCCCUUUAAAAUUUACAAAUAAUCACUUAACUAAAUAUAUAUUUAUUUGGAGUGUUCCAACUGUAAAUCUUCAAUUUUAAUACUGAUAUAAUAACGCCAUAGACAUAGAGCUCUGCACAAACAUGAACCAGUGAAUGUCGUGAUUUUUAGAACUGUGACCGUGUUAAAAGAGUGAGGUUUAAAUGAGGCAUGCCUUCUAACUUUCAGUUCUAUCUAGAUUUUUACCAUCGGGUAUUUCCACUCUGAGGAUUAAGACUAUUUAUCGUCGGGUAUUUCAACUCUGGGGAUUAAGACUUUCACCAUCGGUUAUCUCCACUCCGAUGAUUAAGACUUUUAUCGUCGGGUAUUUCAACUCUGAAGAUUAAGACUUUCACCAUCUGGUAUUUCCACUCUGAGGAUUAAGACUUUCACCAUCGGGUACCUCCACUCCGAUGAUUAAGACUUUUAUCGUCGGGUAUUUCCACUCUGAAGAUUAAGACUUUCACCAUCGGGUAUUUCCACUCUGAGGAUUAAGAUUUUCCCCAUUGGGUAUUUCCACUCUGAGGAUUAAGACUUUCCCCAUCGGAAUUUCCUCUGGGGAUUAAGACUUUCCCCGUCGGGUAUUUUAACUCUGAGGAUUAAGACUUUCACCAUCGGGUAUUUUAACGCUGAGAAUUAAGACUUUCACCAUCGGGUAUUUCCACUCUCAGGAUUAAGACUUUCACCAUCGGGUAUUUCCACUCUGGGGAUUAAGACUUUCACCAUCGGGUAUUUCCACUCUCAGGAUUAAGACUUUCACCAUCGGGUAUUUCCACUCUGGGGAUUAAGACUUUCACCAUCGGGUAUUUCAACUCUCAGGGUUAAGACUCUCACCAUCUGGUAUUUUAACUCUGAGGAUUAAGACUUUCACCAUCGGGUAUUUCCACUCUCAGGAUUAAGACUCUCACCAUCGGGUAUUUCCACUCUCAGGAUUAAGACUUUCACCAUCUGGUAUUUCCACUCUCAGGAUUAAGACUUUCACUAUCGUGUAUUUCCACUCUGGGGAUUAAGACUUUCACCAUCGGGUAUUUCCACUCUGAUGAUUAAGACUUUCACCGUCGGGUAUUUCCACCCUGAGGCUUAAGACUUUCACCAUCGGGCUUUUCCACGCUAGGUAUUAAGAUUUUUACCAUUGGAUAGACCCAUUGACCUUUUCUCCGUCGGGUAUUUCCACGCUUUUUACCAUCGGGGAUAUCCAACCUACAGAUUAAGACUUUUUCCAUCGGGUAUUUCCACUCAGAUUAUUAAGACUUUUACUAUCGGGUAUUUCCAAUCAGAUUAUUAAGACUUUUACUAUCGGGUAUUUCCAAUCUAAAGAUUAAGAGUUUUAUAACGGGGUAUUUCCAAAAUAACGCUUAAUAAUUUUUACCAUCGUGUCUUUCCAUGCUGAAGAUUAAGACUUAGUUACGUAAUUGUCAAGAGAUAGGUUAGAUCAAAUACUCGCAACACACAGACACACACACAUACACAGACAGACAUACAAAAUACAACACACGUGCACACAGACAUAGACAAACAACAAACACGCAUAUAUACCGACAAACACAACGCAGAGAAGAGACACCGCAUGCACUCUCUCACGUAAAACGCACGUACACAUAUAAAGACACAAGCAAGCUCAGCCUACACAUUACACACACACAAGACACAUUAACAUAUAAAAACAUACACACGCAUACAUACAUACAUACAUACAUACAUACAUACAUACACACACUUUAAAAAAAACAAACUAUAGGAAUACCGACCUUAAUAUGUUGGCUAUAACUCGUUAAUAAAUAAACUUCCCUUUGAUUGAGAUCUCUUAACUAUUAAAUUUAGAAGCGGAUUAUUUAAAAGUUUAAGAGCAGAUAGCAUUGAAUUUUGGGAAGAAUAACUCCCUGUACGCACUGGUAGCCCCCCCCCGCCCCGAGGACGUAUCCAUGCAUGUAAUGCGCUUUCCUGGUGAAGCUGUGAGCUAAUGGAGGCCCCCCCCCCUCCCUUUUCCAUCUUUUGCGACUUCAUGUUGCGAUAUCAUCGGCCAUUACACGCCAAGGGGUCGUCGUCCUUGAUGGAUGGACCAGGCCGUAAUUGAAAGCUUACUUUUGUAUACAGGAAAACAUCGUUACAUCAACAUGUUAUGAGAUUCCCUAGCACAGCGGUUCUCGUCCUAAUAGGUCCUGGAUCACACAGAAAAAAAAACGUAAAACACAUUUUUUAAGAAAAAACAACAACAUUCCGUCUGGGGGGGGGGGGUGAGAAAACUAUUUCUGAAUGGUUUCCUCAUUUAGCGAAUCUUUAGCGCCAAUUGUAGGCCAAUGUAGCAGGGGAAAAAACAUAGUUUUAGACAGUGGUGGUUGUGAUUGGGGGGGGGGUGUCCAACCUUAGCCAGCAUUUAAGCGCUGUACAAUAAAAAAACUAUAAUCCGACUUCGGUCAUUUAAAAAAGUAUCUUGAUACUAUCAGAGUCACCCAGACCCCAGUACCCCCCUUCAAAUCCCACCCAGGGCCCGAUUCGAUCCGAAAAGUAUGGCAAACACUGGAUAUCUCACAAAGUGGAAGAAUAAAAUCAAGUGAGAAAAUAAAUAUAAAUUUUUUAAUGUAACACAAUGUGUACCUGGAAUCGAACCACAAAUACUCUUGGAAAAGUUGACAAUAAAAUUAUACAAAGCAGAAGGAAUAAAGUACUGUUGCAUACGCUCAAUACUAAUUCUCAGUCUCCGGAAGUAGGUAGAUAGGAUGACACCAAUUUUAAAAGGAGCGUUCAUGUCCGUAAUGAAUGAAUGCAUUAUUUGUGUACUUUCAAAUCUUGCAGGUGUGCCCGGGCUCUGUGUGAGGGCUUUAACGCCAAAGAAAAUCUGAAGAACAUGAACAAGCUGGUGCUGAAGAGACUUCUGUUCCCAAUCUCCUUCCCGGAGGCCGUCAUACCGAAGAUCGGUCAGCUCAACGCUGACCUGGAUUCCCUGACCUUGUCCGCACACGAGCUCCUGGUCAACCUGACGGAUAUUUGGUCAUUUUUGGAGGACAAGCCAUCCUAA